CGAGGAAGGAAAAAAAAAAAUCGAGGGUACCGCGGGUGUUCGGAGGGACGGAUUUGGAAAGAAGGAAGGAGCGGGGGGUGAUUAGGUGACUUGUUUUCCAAAGGUGAGGGCUUUCACGUUGCAAUUGCAAUUGAGGGGGAGUGGACGAGUAUAGAAUGUGGGUGCCGAAUGGGGAGGGACGUGGGUGUGGGGAAAGGGCGGAUAUGAGAUGGCGUGUUGCGGGGGGUGGUAGGACAAAUGGGUGAGAGACUACCGGUGACUUGAGAAUGGGAGGUGAUGUGAGGUUGGGAUGUGGGGUAGUGAGGAAGAUGGAAAGGUGGAGUUUGAGAGGGGAUGUGAGGAUGGGUGUGGCCGAGUAAGAGGUGACUUGAAGAUAUCUCUGAACUGUUAUGUAGAUACCUGGCACACGUCGGGGUCUGUUGUAACGGAGAAUACGGAAUGCAAUACAAAGAUGGAUUUGACGUGUGGCCAGAGGGUUGGUGGUUGUAUGGGAAGGAAGUGAUGGAUGUCGCAGGACGGGAUGGUAUAGGGAGAAAUGUCUAGGUCCGGAUAAGAGGGAAGAGUGGUGGUGACGGUAUGACUUGAUCGGUGGUGCUGGGACUCGAAUGGGGUCGUUAGUCGUCCAAGAGCAGCCAACUCGAGUC
Serpula lacrymans var. lacrymans S7.9 is the source of this 644-nucleotide messenger RNA. RefSeq lists its product as uncharacterized. The transcript has a single exon. The record is from RefSeq and is a predicted model, not a curated record. Lineage: Eukaryota; Fungi; Basidiomycota; Agaricomycetes; Boletales; Serpulaceae. Bases 290 to 502 code for a protein of 70 amino acids.